Molecule: messenger RNA, 1530 nt
Organism: Trichomonas vaginalis G3
Lineage: Eukaryota; Parabasalia; Trichomonadida; Trichomonadidae
Product: poly ADP-ribose polymerase family, member PARP family
Exons: 1
Coding region: 1-1530 (509 amino acids)
Molecular function (GO): NAD+ poly-ADP-ribosyltransferase activity
Source: RefSeq, a predicted model, not a curated record
AUGUUUGACUAUGAUGAUCUGAUGCAAAAUCCAGAUUACCUAGAUUUAUUAGAUGUUGUAUCAACAUAUAAUGCAUGGGUCCCAAAUUAUCAAGCAGAAUUGCUUGAUUGCAUGAUUUUCUUAAGUAUUCCGACUAAUGUUCUUCCUCUUGCUCUCCAAAGUGUUUUAUCGUUUAACAACUGUGAUACUCUAUUAGAAGUUAGUAUUUCACUCAAUAAUUUCAAAUGGAGCCGUCAACCAAAUCAAGUCACCAUCAACCAUCCCCAAUUCCACAAGAAUUUUGUAGGAUAUAACUUAAUACAAGAUCUCAUUCCUAAUUUCUUUAGUCCAAAGUACUAUCCAAGACAAAAUUAUAAAUCAGCCGUUUCACUUCUGGCCUGUCAUGGUAAUUAUACUCAUGCAAAGCUUAAUGUACUUGUUGCGGAAGGAUUUGAUUACCAAAGAUCAGAAACAGCUUUAAUUCUCGCUAAAGAUGACAUUAAUGUUGCCAGAGAGAAGCUUAGAACAGGACUUGCACAAGUUGAUACGAUGCCAAUCAAUUCAACAUACGCUGAGUGUCCUCUUUUAUACUUUGUACUUGAAAUUAUCGAAGUAUUUUUAGAUCUUCCAGAUCAUUGUUGUAUUUGCAGAGCUCCAAUACAAGAUGGUUCUAUUAAACCUCUUGUUUGCACUAAUCCUGCAUGCAUCCACAAAUUUGAGCAAAAUGGUAUCGGAGUUUCAGUUAUUCAAGAAAUCAAGAGAGAUCCAUUGGUUGCUGACCUCCUUAUAUCAUGUUUUGCAACUUCUGCAGGGUCUCAGUUCCUUAAUCCAGCUCCUCCACCUGAAUUAAUGAAUUAUUCAAACCAAUUAGCCAAUUUGCCGGCCAUGAAUAACAUAACGAGACUUAACAAUGAUCAGGAACUCAAAAAUAUGAUAGGAAAUAACCUUUUCUCAUUAGUCAAAUGGAUAAUCUUAUCAAACAAGUCUCAUUUCAUCCAUUUACCGCAACAAAUGAUGUUACAGCAGAUUAGAUCACCAGAUCACUUCUUGGCAAUCAUUUCUUCCCCAGAAAGAGAAUACAGAUUUAGAGCAUUAAAGGCAAGAUACGGAUCUAUGUUUUUAUGGCAUGGAUCUGAAGGAAAAAGAUGGUAUCCGAUCCUUAGAAAUGGAUUACGAAACCUUUCCGGAACAAAUUUGAUGAGAGUCGGGCAAGCAUAUGGCGCAGGUAUUUACCUGGCUUCAAAUGCAUCAACAUCAUCAGGGUAUGUUGUCAAUUCUCCUAAUAACUAUAGGAAUUCAUCUUUUGGCCAAAAUUUGACUUUGAUUGCUCUUUGCGAAGUUGCAAAGGUUCCUGCACUCAAAGAUCAUGGGAAUGGUAUCCUCACAUGCGCAAACGAAGAUGCUGUCAAUAUUCGUUUCGUUUUUACAAAUCCAAUGGCAAUAGGUAAUGUUGAUACUGUUAGAAAUCAAUUAACAAAUGUCCCAUCACUUAGAGAUGUCCUCAAUGCAUUUGCAACCAAAGCUAUGCAAAAUCAAAAUCGAUAUUAUUAA